This is a messenger RNA of Fulmarus glacialis (Northern fulmar), 392 nucleotides long. RefSeq names its product immunoglobin superfamily, member 21 (gene IGSF21). Gene Ontology annotation, cellular component: adherens junction. The transcript is spliced from 4 exons. The annotation marks the transcript as partial. Lineage: Eukaryota; Metazoa; Chordata; Aves; Procellariiformes; Procellariidae. The record is from RefSeq and is a predicted model, not a curated record. Gene Ontology annotation, biological process: heterophilic cell-cell adhesion; homophilic cell-cell adhesion.
UUGCUCCCAAGGGCCCGAAGAUCACGAUGACCCCGACAAGAGCCCGCGUCGGAGACACCGUGCGGAUCUUGGUGCAGGGCUUCCAGAAUGAAGUCUUCCCCGAGCCCCUCUUCACUUGGACCCGCGUGGGGAGCCGGCUCCUCGACGGCAGCACCGAACACGACGGCAAGGAGCUGGUGCUGGAGCGGGUGCCGGCCGAGCUCAACGGCUCCAUGUACCGCUGCACUGCCCAGAACCCCCUGGGCUCCACCGACACCCAUACCCGGCUCAUCGUUUUCGAAAACCCAAAUAUUCCAAGAGGAACAGAGGACUCCAACGGUUCACUUACCGGCCACUGCGGCUUCAGACUGGUUUUGACGCUUACCCUAACAGUGAUCCUGGAGCUAACGUGA